Molecule: messenger RNA, 801 nt
Organism: Arachis stenosperma
Lineage: Eukaryota; Viridiplantae; Streptophyta; Magnoliopsida; Fabales; Fabaceae
Exons: 1
Coding region: 1-801 (266 amino acids)
Molecular function (GO): zinc ion binding; nucleic acid binding
Source: RefSeq, a predicted model, not a curated record
AUGACCUUGGCUUCAUUUUUGAAAGUUCACCCACCGACUUUCAAAGGUUCAAACAAUCCUACUGAGACGGAUAAUUUGUUCCAAGCUAUGGAGCGUGCGUUGCAAGCUCAGCAUGUCCCGGCUAACCAAUUUGUAGAGUUUGCGACAUAUCAACUUCUAGGAAACGCUCAACAUUGGUCGCAAGGAGAAAACCGCUUACGGCAGCUUCAGAAUACUGACAUUCCUUGUAAUAUUUUCCAAACGGCCUUCUAUAAGAAGUACUUUCCUGAAUCUGCAAGGGAAGCAAAGGAGAUGGAACUUAUGCAGCUGAAGCAAGGUUCCUUGUCUGUGGUGGACUAUACUAGCCGAUUUGAGGAGCUUUGUAGGUUCUCUAGGGUGUGUCAGGGCGCCCCAAAAACCUAUGAAAGCUGGAAGUGCAUCAAGUAUCAAAGGGGCUUGAAGGAUAACAUCAUGACUGUUAUGGCUCCUUUGGAGAUUCGGAUUUUUCCCGAUCUAGUGAAUAAGGUGAGAGUUUUUGAGGAAUAUGCACAGACGGUAGCCUCGUCAAGGGACACUCGUGGAGGAAACACUAAUAGGAAACGUGACGAUUACCUUGGACCAAGGGGACAAAACUUCAAGAGAAAUGGUGAAGGGAAGCGGUCAAGAGCUUACUCCCCUGAUAUGAAAUGUCAAGAGUGUAGGAACUACCAUCCGAAUAAGCCAUGCCGGUUGGGUAUGAAACUAUGUUACAAGUGUGGCGCACCGGGACAUUUGGUUAGAGAUUGGCCACACCGAGGAACACAUGAGUUAGGUCGAUCAUAA